Messenger RNA from Megalopta genalis, 3269 nucleotides. It is a transcript of the gene Akt, whose product is annotated as AKT serine/threonine protein kinase. Gene Ontology annotation, biological process: protein phosphorylation. Gene Ontology annotation, molecular function: ATP binding; protein serine/threonine kinase activity. NCBI's taxonomy places the organism in Eukaryota, Metazoa, Arthropoda, Insecta, Hymenoptera, Halictidae. The record is from RefSeq and is a predicted model, not a curated record.
GUACAAAUUGAGUGUACAUAUACAUACACACGUACACGAGACUUUUUGUUUCUCCUAAAAAUUCAAAUGUAAAGAUACAUAAUCAGUAGCGUUAAACGUGAUAGUAGAAUUUCACAGUGAUCCAAAGAACUUCUGAAUCGUAGACAGCAAACCCGAUAUCUACGCAUAGAGUCAUCAGACUCUUAUCGGUUGGUAAAUUAAAUCCCACCCACUUUUAGCGAGAAUAAAACAGUAAGUAAUAUCUGCUUCCAUUAGCAAUCGUUUGCAUCGCCUUUGAAUUCAAGCUCUCCCACUGAUCGAUGCAUUUGUAUACAUACACAAAAUAAGCGGUGAUAAACAAAAGAUGUUGCGUAUGCAUGUCUAAAAAAGUGGGUUAUAUAGACGGGACUGUCAAAAGAAAUGUCAGUGCCGGUCGAGCGACGGUGGCCGAAAGUAGAAGGACAUUGUUCCAUGAGAAUUCUUCCUUAAUCAUGAUUGAUCGACGCGCCAUCUUCGGAAUAAGCAGGCAAUGCUAGUUAGUGCGCAUUAGUGCGUCCGUCGAUCAGAGUAUACUCGAGUUUACCUGCCAAACGUGUAUCUAUGAUUGCUCAAGUUUGUAUACUCGUGCCAUUCUCGCUGUUGUGUUUUACUAAUUUCCCUGGAAUAUUCAGCCCGAACGGAAAUAAGAAGUAUCAGGAGCCUGCAUACGAAUUCAGAUCAAGGAAGGAGUUAUGGGGGACGCAGCGAUGAACGUCGCAGCGUCCGGUGGCGGCGGUCAGCGUGUCGUUAAAGAAGGCUGGCUUCAAAAACGCGGCGAGCACAUUAAAAACUGGAGGUCAAGGUAUUUCGUUUUACGGGACGAUGGUACACUGGUGGGCUUCAAAGCAAAGCCCGAUCAACAAAUGGCAGCAGCCGCUCAGCCUUUAAAUAAUUUUACUGUUCGAGGAUGUCAGAUUAUGUCUGUGGAUAGACCUAAGCCUUAUACCUUUGUUAUAAGAGGUUUGCAAUGGGCAGCUGUAAUAGAAAGAACUUUUCAUGUAGAUACGGAACAAGAGAGAGAAGAUUGGGUGGCAGCAAUCAGGUACGUAGCCGCUAGAUUAGCAAGUGAAAAGGACCAGCAGCAGCCUCAACCAUCUCCAAUUCAACACUCAUCUUCGUCUGAAGAUGUUGAAAUGGAAUCGUCUGGAGGCGGUAGGUCAGAUUCUGGUGGGUCUGUUGGAGUGUCGUCUUCGGAUGUAGAUGGUGGCAGUAUCGACGAAUUGUCUGCAAAAUUUAGCGUUCAAGGAACUUCUAGUAGUAAAAGUACAGGGAAGAAAAAAGUAACCCUUGAGAACUUCGAAUUUUUAAAAGUUUUGGGAAAAGGCACGUUCGGAAAGGUGAUACUUUGCAGAGAAAAAGCGACAGGACACUUGUAUGCUAUAAAGAUUUUACGAAAGGAGGUGAUCAUACGUAAACACGAGGUCGCGCACGCACUUACCGAGAAUAGAGUAUUGCGAACUACUAAUCAUCCGUUCCUAAUUUCCUUAAAGUAUAGUUUUCAAACGGCGGACAGACUGUGUUUUGUAAUGGAAUACGUGAACGGUGGAGAACUAUUCUUUCACUUAAGACGUUCUCGCAGAUUCGGCGAGGAUCGUACACGAUUUUACGGGGCCGAAAUUAUCUCGGCUUUAGGCUACCUUCAUUCACAGGGUAUCAUUUACCGUGAUCUCAAACUAGAGAAUCUUCUCUUAGACAAAGAUGGACACAUUAAAAUCGCUGACUUCGGGUUAUGUAAGGAAGAUAUAACGUAUGGAAGAACGACGAAAACAUUCUGCGGGACUCCCGAGUAUCUGGCACCAGAAGUGCUCGAAGAUAACGACUAUGGACGAGCGGUGGACUGGUGGGGCGUUGGAGUUGUUAUGUAUGAAAUGAUUUGUGGUCGAUUACCUUUUUAUAACAAGGACCAUGAGAAACUUUUUACGCUGAUUGUAAUGGAAGAAGUCAGAUUUCCAAGGACGAUCAGUAAUGAUGCGAAAGACAUGCUGGGUGGAUUACUUAUAAAAGAUCCAAGCAAAAGAUUGGGAGGUGGACCUAACGACGCGAAAGAGAUUAUGGAUCAUGCGUUUUUUUCGUCGAUUGACUGGGCGGACCUCGUGCAGAAGAAAAUUCCCCCUCCUUUUAAACCUCAAGUAACUUCUGACACAGACACCCGAUACUUUGAUAGCGAAUUCACGGGUGAAAGUGUCGAGCUUACUCCACCCGAUCAAAGCUUUUUAGGUAGCGGGGGUGGUUUGAAUUCGAUAGCCGAAGAACAAGAACAUUUUCCCCAGUUCUCCUAUCAAGAAAGUCAUUCAGCAGCAACCUCUUCCAUCGUUUCCAUUAAUCACUGACAGUAUCAAGGGUUUUCGUUGUUUAUAUACUGAGAUAUGUGGCUAAAUGCAUGGGCACAGUCAAACAAAGAGGUAUUGUCGACCGAUUUGAGAAAACGUUUUUUUUAAAGCAGAUUAAUUCAAGUAUCAUUUUUGCUAAUUUAUGAUGCUUUUUUCAUGCAUCUUCGAAUAAAUUUUAACACAUAUCUCCAAUGGCAGAUCAAGUUCGUGUGUGUCCGCGCGCGUGUGUGUGUGUAUGCACAACAUGUGCAACUACGCGCGCACACGUUGAAAUUGUACAUGAAAAAAGAUUGUGUACUAUACUACCCGAUUGAGCUAAUACUAUUUAUACCUGCUGAGUAGGUUUACAAUAACAUAAUGAUGGGGAUAAAUUUUUGUCUUAAAGCAUAGAGGAAGAAGAGUGAACGAAAACUAAACUUAAGUUCAUCCCCGAUGCUGUGUUACAUUGUAAAAUGCGGCACGCUUCUUCCAUGUGGAAGAACGAUAUUUGAUAAUCAUAGUUACAGUCCUUUGUUCUACGAAAGUGAUGAUUCAACACUUUCUAGCUUCAUCAUCAACUUUAUUAUAAUAAUUUAUGGAAGGGAAGUUCCUGGUUAUUUUUUUAAACUUAUUAGUCAACUGUUAUAGCAGAAGCCAAAAUAACAAAUUACACUUGGAAAGAAGCCAACCAACGGGCUAGUGGUGUGUAUCAAUUUUAAAAGUAGGAGCAUAGAAAAACAUUUACAGCUUUAAUUGAAUUAUCGUGUAAAUUUGAGAUCAAGAUUUUUAGCACUGAAAGGAAGCGUUUUCUUUGAUAAGUGACUAGUACUACUGAAAAAGUAGGUUUGUUUUCCUUUACUACAGUUCGCGCUUUCAUUAUGUAUCAUUGAUAAUUAAUAAUUUACUGUGAGAAUCAGAUGGAAAUAUAAAAUGCUACUCUAA